AUGGAUCGUUCGUUCGCGUUGGUCAAGUUCUACGGCAUGGAUCGGGAAGAAAGGUCGCUCGUUUCUUGGUCAAUAUCCUCGCGUCAAGGCGAGGCUCGUUUCGUGGUAUUAUUGGAUCGUUUUCGCUCGGCCCCGACGGCUCAACAGCCAGCACUCGAGACUCAGCCAAGGGAGGACAUCAGGCGCUGUCGGGGUGACGAGUAGCUGGGGCUUGGCUGCGGCCUGUCAGUCCCUGGGGACCUCUAGCUCUGGCUUCGACCCCCUCCCUUGGCCCCUCGGGUGUGUUCCCCUCCUCCUCCCCUCCUCUCUGUCUUAGUAUUCCUGGUUCUCCGUGUUUCCGGUCGUGAAUUUUUGUAUAUUCUCCCCCUUUCUUUCUCUAGGCGCUCUUGCCUGGUUUUCGAGUAUCUUCGCUCCCGCUCUUGGGACGUGAAGCGGCAGCAGUACUCACCGCCCGUUGGAGUCCGCGUUAGGUGCUCGGCGGGUUUUGAUCUGCGCAGCGCUCUUUGCGCGCAGGGGUUUGACUUUCACCCAAUUGCUUGCCGUCGUUGCUUUAUAACCUCUUUUAGCUCUUUUUGUAGCGGUCCCAGCCAACCCGAAGGAUUGCAAUUUAUGAGCCCCAGUAAAAUAAAAAAAAGUGGUGUGUGCUCGGCCUCGGGAGUCUCGGCGUCGGUGCGGGCACCUACAACAGCGUGCUGACGGCGUUCACAAGUCACGAGGAGGACGCAGGUUGGUUUAUGCAUCGGCUUUAGGGGGUCCAGGGCGCUGACCUGUCUUUGAACCGUGGCAGUGCUCAUGGGGUGGCUGUAUGCAAGUUUUGCCUUUGGCGGUGCGAUCGCCCCUCUCAUUGUCGGGGGUUUCGUCGCCCACGGCAUCGGGUGGAACAAGUUCUACAUCAUCCUCCUGACCUUGUCAAACCUUCUGGGUGGUAUUUCCCUCGUUUUAGUGGGCGAAUGGGAAGUAUCGCUGGACCAGAAGGCCGGCUCGGCACCUAGUACUACUAGGCAACCCGAGGCCGAGAAUGAGAGCGAGCAUCUUCGACCUGCUCCCUCGGCGACGGCGAGGCUCUGCGAGGCCCUGCACCUCAAGAUCGUUUGGAUGGGUCUCCUCUUGAUCGGUCUCACCUACGGAAGUGCCGAUGCGCUCGCGGCUUGGACUUCGAGCUACUUCCUGGACGUCAAGCAUGCGUCCAAGUCGGCUUCCAAGUACCUCACGUCGGGUCUGUGGGGAGGUCAGUGCUGACAUCGCUUUUGGCCGCGGCGUGCUCAUGAUGGAGGAUGCAUGAUGCCCAGUAAAUGGCUUUGGCUAACCCCGAGGCAAGAUCACCUCGCGCGCACAGGGAUGGCGGUGGGCCGACUCAUCCUGCCCUGGCUCUUCCGAGGUCGCGUAAGGGAGCGAACUGCCGCAAUCGGCACCUUGACGGUCGCCAUCGUAAUGUUGACGGUCAUGUGGUUCGUCGAGUCGUUCAAGGUCGCGGCCGUCGCGCUCGCCUUUGCCGGCUUCUCCGCCGGACCCAUGACCCCGCAUGUGCUGUCGAUGGUGACGUCCCGACUGCCCGCUACUCUCAAGGCUUCGGUCGUGUCCCUCAUUCUCGGUACGGCCGUACUGAGCGGAGGUGGGAGCUCGCUUCUCUUUGGUCUCAUUGUCGAAAGAGGGUGGAUCUCGACCCUGCCUCCCUGCUUGAUUGUCGCCAGCGCCUUGGCCGCAUGUUUCUGGGCCUUGGUUCCUCCGAGGUGCGCCGCGACCUCUUCAGCUCAGUAG
Molecule: messenger RNA, 1758 nt
Organism: Microbotryum saponariae
Lineage: Eukaryota; Fungi; Basidiomycota; Microbotryomycetes; Microbotryales; Microbotryaceae
Source: the annotation of a GenBank genome assembly